CUGAGAUGAGGGCGAAGGAAUCGCCCGUGCCGAAAAGCGAAGACUCGACUGAUUAUUCUCCUAGAGUUUCGCGACAGGUGCUGUACUGUAACUUUCCAGUACGUAACCCCAACGAUCGUCAUUGAGUUUUCCAGCUGUAAUGGGCCCCCCUGUUCUCCAACCAAGACUGCAGAGCCGCCACCAUCGAGCACGGCUCCUCGGCUGUGGCGUAUCAGAGCCAAGUUUUUCAACUUCAGAUCAAAGCCCGAGCAUUCUUCGUCUUAUAUGAAUCACGGAUAUUCAGAUGAAAGCAAUUGAUAACGUACCUUUGUCAAGAGAGAUAAAUUAUCUCCGAUAUUGGAAUGUACAAGCGACAUCGGUCCAAUUGCUCCUCCACAGUCGGGAUUAACGAACAAUCCAUUAGACUUUUCGCUCCGUAACUCGGCCGUAAAUCAAGAGCCUGCUGAACGGCCCGGCCCCAGCGAACUCCUUGUUCCCUGCGGGGUGAUCUAACCCCCAUCCGCAUGGAGUCUGUGGAUCUGCUCUGCUUAAGCGUCAUGAUAGGCAUCGUCCCCCUUGCAAUUCGUUACCCCGACCUCGGCUGGGUCUUUCUCGUUGCAAUGCAACGAUCCACUGUAGGAUUGACAAUUUGAUCAUCUUUGACUGGUUGGGGUAUAGUGAUAAAUUGCCUUAGGUAGCUUGUUGAGAGAAGAGGGUGUGACUUGUCGUGUUAACCAGGGUUUAAAAAGGCGGACUUGCUCCGAGACAUUCAAGUCUCUUUAUAAGUGCCGGCCCGCAACUCAUUUCCACGUUUGAGGAUCUGCAGAGCACUCUGAUUUUCCCCUUCUCCUCUGCUUUGUUUUCAUACGGACUCAGUAUACCUUUGCUAGAAGCCAUCGUUUAGCAGCAAUGGCUCUCAACCACACAGAAAAAGACGAAGGCAACGAGUCACCCGUUUCCCUCGACCCUGAGCGUUCCCACGUUCGCGAUGCCGUUCACACAGACGACGCUACGGUGGUUUGCCCGUCGAGUACCACUGAUACCAAGCUCAUGACCAAGAUUGAUCUCCAUGUCAUUCCUUUCUUGUGUAUCAUGUAUCUGCUCGCUUUCCUGGAUCGUGUAAACAUCGCCAAUGCCGACGUUUUUGGCCUGUCCGAAGAACUCGGCCUCGAAAAGACAGAAUACAAUACCGCCCUCGUCGUCUUCUUCGUGCCAUACGUCCUCUUUGAGAUUCCCUCCAACAUUCUUCUCAAGCGCUUCAAGCCCCAUGUCUGGCUCAGCCUGAACAUGUUCCUCUUCGGCCUUACUACUCUCCUCCAGGGUCUGGUUCAGAACUACAGCGGUCUUAUUGCGACUCGUUUCUUCCUGGGUCUUUUUGAGACGGGCAUGUUCCCCGGUGCUUUCUACUUGAUCGGCAUGUGGUAUCGUCGACACGAAGCCCAGCGCCGCUACUCUUUCUUCUUCAACAGCACCACCCUCGCCGGCGCAUUCGGCGGCCUUCUUGCUGCAGCCAUCGGCAAGAUGAGCGGUAUGCGUGGCUACGCUGGUUGGCGCUGGAUCUUCAUCCUCGAGGGCGGUCUUACCGUUCUCGUUAGCUUCUUCUUCUACUUCCUGCUCCCCGAUUUCCCUGAGCAGGCCAAGUGGCUCACCAGCGAAGAGAAGCACUACGUCACAGCAAGACUGCGCAUCGACCAGGGCCACGCCGGCGCCGAGCGCAAGACGACCUUCGCCGAUGCGCUCAGCGUGCUCAAGGACUACAAGAUCAUCAUUGGUGGCUUCAUGUACUUCGGUCUUAUUGUGCCCGCAUACGGCUAUGCCUACUUUGCACCUGGUAUCAUCAAGACAUACGGAUACAGCCCCAUUCAGACACAGCUCUACAGCGUUCCUCCGUGGGCCGCUGCCUUUGGCUUCUCGCUUGCUGUCGCAUUCGCGUCAGACAAACUUCGACACCGAGCCUCAUUUGCUAUUUUUGCCAUCCUCGUCGCCAUCGCCGGGUUCGCAAUUCUUCUAUCCGUCCACAACAACCACUCUGUCCAGUAUGGUGCUCUAUUCCUCGUCACCAUGGGCGCAUACACCGCUAUGCCCAUCAUUGUUUGCUGGUUCAACAUGAAUCUUGGAGGUCACAGGAGACGAAGCAUUGGCAGCGCAUGGCAAGUUGGCUUCGGAAAUAUUGGUGGUAUUAUCGCCGUGUAUUCCUUCUUGGCCAAGGAUGCACCGAAAUUCAUCCCGGGUUACUCUAUCUGUAUUGCAUUCACCAUCUUGUCGAUCAUUGCGUGUCUCUCAUACGCUGCCGUGAUUCUAUACGAGAACAAGAAGAGAGAUGCGAACCCACCGCAGACCGAACUCACCAACGAGGAAAAGGCCGAGCUGGGCGAUAAUGCGCCGACAUACAGAUAUUUGCUGUAGAUAGAGUUGUACAUGUGGCUGGUUCACAAAAGUUGGAUACAUACCCCAGGUAAUCAUUUUGCGUAAUGUUGAUGAAUCACAAAUGAAUCAAAGAGCUUUCUAGCAGACCGUUUGUCCAUGACUCUGUUGGUGAUUCGGUCUUGAAUUUGACUCUGAAUUGUUUCUGAUGGAUCAACCCUCAAGAACAAAAUCUUCCAUUUCGAUCCGUUCAUGUAAAAGUAAAUAGUGUCCAUAGGGAUCGCGGAGGCUCGGCGGUAUUGCUUUUAACUCUUCAUAGUUCCCCUCUGGAGUGCAUCGAUUGGAUUGGAUGCUGGCCAUAGACAAUGCGGUCAUGUCAAUUCCACGACUCUGGAAUCCAAUGGAGUAGUGUCUGGAAGCAUCCAUGAAUACAAAAUGAAAACUCUUC
Fusarium odoratissimum NRRL 54006 is the source of this 2791-nucleotide messenger RNA. RefSeq lists its product as uncharacterized. Gene Ontology annotation, biological process: transmembrane transport. Gene Ontology annotation, molecular function: transmembrane transporter activity. The record is from RefSeq and is a predicted model, not a curated record. Bases 889 to 2385 code for a protein of 498 amino acids. The transcript is spliced from 3 exons. Gene Ontology annotation, cellular component: plasma membrane. NCBI's taxonomy places the organism in Eukaryota, Fungi, Ascomycota, Sordariomycetes, Hypocreales, Nectriaceae.